UUUAACCGGUUCGGCUUGGUUUUGUAAGGAAAAAAAACAUUCAAGAGAGAUAAAAACAAAAAAAAAAACAAAGCAGAGGAACAGAACAUAAGCUCCGACCGAGAAAGAAUCGAAUCCCUCUCUCUCUCCGACGACAAACCAGACCUGCGACCCUUGAGAUAGAAAGAAAAAAAUGGGUUUCUUCUCUUUUCUCGGAAGAGUUCUCUUCGCUUCUCUCUUCAUCCUCUCCGCUUGGCAAAUGUUCAAUGAUUUUGGAGCUGACGGUGGUCCAGCAGCUAAAGAGUUGGCUCCCAAGCUUGGUCUGGCCAAAUCACACCUCUCUUCCAGAUUAGGAGUAGCAUUGCCCGACAUAGAGGUGAAGCAAGUCGUAUCGGCAAUUGUUGCUCUGAAAGGGCUAGGAGGCUUACUCUUUGUUGUUGGCAACAUCUUUGGUGCCUAUCUUCUGGCUUUCUACUUGGUGGUUGUUAGUCCCAUCUUAUAUGAUUUCUACAACUAUGGACCCGAGGACCGCCAAUUCUCUCUUCUGUUGACCGAGUUCUUGCAGAGUGUUGCGCUUCUCGGGGCAUUGCUAUUUUUCAUUGGAAUGAAGAAUUCGAGGACGACCUCCUCCUCAAAGAGCAGCAACCUGAAGAAGAGGACACCCAAGCCUAAAGCUGCUUAGAGUUGGUCUAUUCUUUUCUUCCACAAACGUGUUUCAGGCUUUAGAACAGCUUCUCAUGUCUUCAAGCUCUUACCUUCUUUUGUCUACACUUGACCACAAUUCUAUUUUUUUUUCGAGUUUUUAUUUAUCUUUAAGAUCUUAGAAUUUCUUUUGUUUUAUUGUUCCGACAAUAUUUUUUAUCAUAAUUUUUGUUGUUCCGACAAUUUUUGGCUGCAUAAACCAUAUUUUUGCUGCAUUA
Messenger RNA from Brassica rapa (field mustard), 899 nucleotides. RefSeq lists its product as uncharacterized. NCBI's taxonomy places the organism in Eukaryota, Viridiplantae, Streptophyta, Magnoliopsida, Brassicales, Brassicaceae. The record is from RefSeq and is a predicted model, not a curated record.